Molecule: messenger RNA, 1066 nt
Organism: Cloeon dipterum
Lineage: Eukaryota; Metazoa; Arthropoda; Insecta; Ephemeroptera; Baetidae
Product: heparan sulfate glucosamine 3-O-sulfotransferase 6-like
Exons: 3
Coding region: 1-1044 (347 amino acids)
Molecular function (GO): sulfotransferase activity
Source: RefSeq, a predicted model, not a curated record
AUGUUUCGCAUCAUCGUGAUUUUAAUCGUGCGCGGCAUCAACAACGUCUGGAAGCGAGGAAAAUAUGCCGAGUUGAACCGCAACUGUCUUUGCUACGGCUUGAUCCUGCUGGCGCUCAUCUACUACAACUGCGUCAUCCGCUCGGCCAUUAAUUCUGCAAGGCGGGUCCUCUCGGAGCCCGUGGCCGAGCUCGAGGACCUCCGGUUUGAGCCAGACACCUCGGUUGUAGAGUAUUUCCUCGACCCGGACGAGCCGACCAAGUCCAGGCUGCCGGACGCCUACAUCAUCGGCGUCCGAAAAUGCGGCACCCUCGCCGUUGCUGACUUUUUGGGGGUCCACCCGGACGUCGUCCUUGUUGAUAAGGAGCUCCAUUAUUUUGAUAAUUUCUUCUCCAAUGGCAUCGACUGGUACAAAAGCAACAUGCCGGCGGCCGCAGACUAUCAGGUGGUGGUCGAAAGAUGCCCUUCUUAUUUUACAAACGCUGCUGUACCUGAGAAAAUCUUCAAGACAAACCCUGACGCAAAAAUCAUCCUGGGCGUCAGAGAUCCGAUCCGAAGAUCGAUAUCAGAAUACGCCCAGAUGGAAAAAGAGGCAAACGGAAAGUUCUUCAAGCCUUACCGCGAAUUCGCCUUCAUCCAAGGCAACAUGGGCCGCCUGAACGAAAACUGGACGGCCCUGCAGGAUGGCCUGUACGCCAAACACCUGCAGCCCUGGCUCAGGUACUUCCCCAGGCGCCAACUCUUCAUUUUCAAGGCGGAGGACCUGGUCGUCGAGCCCGCAAAAGUGCUGAAACGGCUGCAGGUUUUCUUGCAGAUCCGCUUCUACGUGAGCGCGGCGCACUUCAAAGCGAACGGCACCGGCGCCUUUCCGUGCAUCGUCGACCCCACGGACACCGAGCGGGAGUGCCUGAACGGCACCCUGCGGGCCAUCAGCGUGCAGCAUCCGCGUAUCGAGUGGGGCAUCAUUCACAAUCUGAAAAUAUUUUUCCGACAGCCCGUGAACGACUUCCACAACAUCACCGGCAUUAGAUUCGGCUGGAUUUGAGACGGGAAUUUUGUUUACAUUU